Mobula hypostoma (lesser devil ray) is the source of this 2515-nucleotide messenger RNA. RefSeq names its product transmembrane protein 238-like. NCBI's taxonomy places the organism in Eukaryota, Metazoa, Chordata, Chondrichthyes, Myliobatiformes, Myliobatidae. The coding region runs from base 97 to 603 and encodes 168 amino acids. The record is from RefSeq and is a predicted model, not a curated record. The transcript is spliced from 2 exons.
AGCCAGGUGCUGCGCCCAGGUGAAUGGGCUGACGGUGUUGGCUGCGACCUUUCCCCCGCCAUUACCUGUGAGAGGACGGCAGGCAGGCGAAACGCUAUGGCGUUCCUGCAGGCUGGCCUGGGUCGCUGUGUCUGCGCCUUUUGGCUGGCGAUCGUCUUCGACGCGGUGGGGCUGACCGUGCUACUCAUCGGCGUGUUCUGUAACAUUUUCUUCUACGACUUCCUGAUCUACGCCGGCUCCAUCGUGAUCUUCAUGAGCUUGAUCUGGUGGAUCUUCUGGUACACGGGCAACAUCGAGGUGCCGCUCGAAGAGUUGGAAGACGACGUGGGUCUCAAGAAGGAGACUAAGUUGACAGGAUUCUUCAGGAGUGUCUCCAUGAGAAUCUCGCGAAGUUUUAGGAGCAAGGAGGGCAGGAUGCCGCCCGGCACAGUGACCAACCGGACCAGGGAGCCGGUCCGCUCGAUGGGUCCCAGGAAGAAAGAGAGUCCAGUUAAUCUCUGCGCCAGUGAUACGCCUCUGAAGACCCUCUCUGCUUCUGUCAGCUCCGAGGUAAAUUUCAGCCCGAUGGACAAAGCGACAGACGCAGGAAACCUAGCCAUCUGAACCUGAACCCAUUACCAGCAUGAAAAGAAGAAUUGCAGAAGUCUGAAUGUUGGCUGUCAGUUUACAUUUAUUUAAUAUUGUUAUAUAUCUUUAGGAAGGGGAUUUAGCUGUUCUGACAUUAUACACUAUAUUACUUGCUAUUGUUGCCGUUUCUUUUCUAGAGAAUGAAAACUACUGAUCAAUGAAUGUUAAUUGAAGAUCAUUUCGCUGAUCUGAAUUGACUGUUUUAAUUGGUGCUUUAAUAACUAUGUUGCAUUUAUAUGUAUUAGUUCACUUUGCGGAAUUAGGUAAAAAUUCAUUUUGUAGGUUAAAAUAUAAUUAUAAUUUUUGUUAUGUUAUUAUAAAUUAUCACAGUUUCUUACAUGCCACCAUAUAGGAUUUGAUGAGGGUGCCAGAAAGAAGCUUUCCCCAAAAAAUUAUGGCAAGAGCAUCCUCUCUUUCAGAGUCAAUUAGCAACAGGCAUCAGUUCAAGGAGACCACUGAGAUAUAUCAGAUGAAAAUGUAAUCAGUUUGACUGAGCAAACAAUCACAUUAAAGGCUUCUCACAAGCAGCGUACAAGGAAGCAAAAAUCACAAUUUAAGCACUGUGCCCUCUAAGCUGCGAGGGUAUGUGGGCUGCAUGUAACAGAAAUGCUCCUGUGCACAUAGCCUUUGUUGCUGUGCAGGCAAAAUUUUCUUCUAUAUAAUGUUUUAUUAAAGCGCCACACAGUUUUAAGGCUGUGUAAAAAUUCCCUGAACAGAGCAAUGGUUUAGCCAAGCAGCUGUAGAAGAAAUUAGAGGGAACAUUGAUUUAAAGUUUAUUUUUAGUAUAAUAUACCGGGAACUAAAUACAGAUUAAAACACAGAAUUAUGAUUUAGAUAGAAAUGCAAUCAGAAUCAGGUUUAUUAUCACCAGCAUGUGAUGUGAAAUUUGUUAACUUAGCAGCAGCAGUUCAAUACAAUACAUAAUCUAGCAGAGAAAAAAAAACAAGUAAAUCAAUUAUGUAUAUUGAAUAGAUUUUAAAAAAUGUGCAAAAAUGGAAAUACUGUAUAUUUUUUUAAAAAGUGAGGUAGUGUCCAAAGAAUCAGAUGGCAGAGGGGAAUACACUACUUUUCUAAACUAUGUUUACUUUUUUAUUUAAAGUACCUUAUAUUUUGAAAUACUUACAGUAUACGGUACAUUCGUAAAAGUAGUUGAUUAGGUUCAGAGUGUUCACUAAGUACAAAAUUUUCACCAUCCUUGGAAAGCAUAAUUGCCUUUUGAAUUCAUUAAAUUCACAUCAGUAUAAGUGAUUUUUGAUUAGACAAGAGUACUGGAGCACCAGCAUGAUCCUUGGGAUUUGUACAAUAAACCAUUCACAAUUAUAUUUCAAAUCUAAUGUGUGUUGUAUGGAAUAAUGCUGAUGAAUGCUGGUGUUUUGAUAUUAUUGCUACCUCAUAACUCAGGCUAUCAUAAUUUAAACUCAUCAGAAUUUGCAUCUUGUAACAUAUCAUAACUAUUCAUUUAUAUGUGUCUCAUAAAUAUUCUAAUAGAAAUUAAUACUUCCAUAAUCACUGCAUUGGUAAUUUAAAAGAAAUGAAGAAGCUACUAAAUUAAUUAUAAUUAGAGAGCUUUAGAUUACACUGCUUUAUGUUCUAUAACUUAUUAAAUGUAAAACAUUUAUUACAAUUAUGAUUUCAGUUUCAUUAUAUUUGUCUUUAAAGUGAGAAAAAAGUUGUCCCUGCUAAUAUAAUUGUAGUGCUUAGAUUUCUGUUGGCUGACUGUAUGCCCUUUUGUGAGCAUUUUUAUUCAUCAUUGUUAACUCUUCUUGCUUUAUGCAUAUUUUAAAAUGGUAAGUUCAAAUCUUGUAGACUCUUAAAUAUACUGUAAAUAACAAAGGUGGAAUGUGUCCAUCAUUGAAAGGAAGUUACAAUUAAAGUUUCAUCUGCUAAU